Messenger RNA from Pristis pectinata (smalltooth sawfish), 4903 nucleotides. RefSeq names its product neutrophil collagenase-like. Lineage: Eukaryota; Metazoa; Chordata; Chondrichthyes; Rhinopristiformes; Pristidae. The transcript is spliced from 10 exons. Bases 23 to 1444 code for a protein of 473 amino acids. Gene Ontology annotation, cellular component: extracellular matrix. Gene Ontology annotation, biological process: extracellular matrix organization; proteolysis; collagen catabolic process. The record is from RefSeq and is a predicted model, not a curated record. Gene Ontology annotation, molecular function: metalloendopeptidase activity; zinc ion binding.
UGCCACACAGUAAGCAAGCAACAUGAAGGCAGCAUACUUUUAUCUUGCCAAUGCUGUCACACUGGGCCUACUGUCCUUUUCUUCAGGUUUGAAGGAGAAACUUACAACACCUGUCAAGGAAAUAUGGAAGGCUUCUUCUAUUAAAGUACCGGAAAACCUGAUCAAUAAAUCAGUGGAUGCAAAUAACCUUCCUCGAUGUGGUGUAACGGACCCCAGAGAUUUCGCAAUACUUCCAGGACGUGCAAAAUUUCCAAACACUGAUCUCACCUACAGGAUAAGACAACACACACCAGACUUAACAGACAGUGAAGUGAACAACAUUAUAGCGAAUGCUCUCAACACCUGGGCCCGCGUUACUCCUUUGACAUUCACGCAGACAACAUCCACAGCAGACAUUGAAAUUACUUUUGCUUCCAGAGAUCACGGUGACAGUUCUCCGUUUGAUGGAUCUGGUGGUGUUCUGGCCCAUGCUUUUGGCCCUGGAACAGGGAUUGGAGGUGAUAUUCAUUUUGAUGAGGAUGAAACUUGGACAACAAACUCUGAUGACUUCAACUUGUUUCUUGUUGCGGUACAUGAAGCUGGUCAUUCACUGGGACUUGACCACUCCGAGGACCCUAAUUCUGUGAUGGCUCCCAUCUACAAGUAUGUGAAUACUGAGGGGUAUACUUUGCCACAAGAUGACGUUAACGGCAUCCAAUCUUUAUACGGGCCUCUUCUUAACAGCACAGCAGCAUCCACCACACCUCUAGCAUCUUCAACACAGAAGUCCCCAGCAUCUUCAACACAGACGACUACAAAGCAACCAACACAGACGACUACAAAGCAACCAACACAGACGACUACAAAGCAACCAACACAGACGACUACAAAGCAACCAACACAGACGCCACCAACCUGUGACCCAAACCUGUAUGCAGAUGCUGUUUUGAAGAUAGGGAGAACAGUAAUUUACUUCAAAGAUGGGUUCACGAAGAGUUCACGAUCUCCACGCAUAAGCCGAGUUCAAGACAUUUGGCCAGGUGGCCCAUCAAAUGUUGAUGCUGCCUUUGCAAUCAGAUGGAGAAAUUGGAAAACCUAUCUUUUUCAAGGAUCACAAUACUGGCGCGUUGAAAGGAAUGUUUUAGAUUCGGGGUACCCAAAGCCCAUCAGAAACUUUGGUUUUGCAAACAGUGUUCAGAAAAUUGAUGCUGCAAUGCGUAUAAAUCGCAGAACAAUACUGUUCUUUGUGGGCAAUCAGCUCUGGAGGUACAGGAUUGGCGUAGGAAUGAUAAGAGGAUCUCCAGUCCCACUGAGACAGGUCUUUAGACAAAAUGACAAUGUGGAUGCUGCUGUUAAAUAUCGAGGAAACUAUUACCUCAUAAGUAGAAGGAAUCUCUACAUAUACGACCGGAAGUUUAGACUCAGACGUGUGUUCCGCUUGAGAGGAUGGCUGAACUGCCUCUGAGUAACCUUGUUUUGCUGAUGCGCUGCUGUGCAUGGCAUUUUGUGCAAAAUAUUGCUGGGAGAAGAUUAAAAAUUGAUAUUAGCUAAAAUUAACAAUUCAAGGCAUGUGUAAUGAUUAGCUCUUUCAUAAUGCAGCAGUUACAUUUUAACAAAAAGUUGAUCAGUUGCUUUGACUUUUUUAACAACUCAAUAAUCAUAUUUUCAAUAAGUGCACCUUAAAGCUGAUCUGGGUAACAACUGAAUAUUCAAGUGUAUGAAUAAGGAGCAGAGGUAGGGCAUUUGACCCCAUGAGUUUUCCUCCAUUCAGUGUGAUCAUGCCUGAUAUGCCUGUACUCCAAUACCACAUUCCCAACCACCUCUGGAACUUUUCAACCCUUGGCAAGGAAUAUACUGUGUACAAUACUCCCAAAUGUCUUCUCAUCAAUGCCCUAACUAACUGCAGCUUAUUUUUCUAUUCAAUUUUCUCUCAUAAUAAACAAUAACAUUUUUUCAGCUUUCCUCAUAUCCUGCUGUACUCACAUACUAGUCUUUUCUGCAUCAUUCACUAGGCCACCCAAAUCCCAAUGCAGCUCCAAGCGCAGACAAUAUGUUUUUUUAUUAUUCCUACCAAAAAGGACAACUUUACAUUUUCUCACUUUAGGCUCCAUUUGCCAGAUCUUUGCCCACUCAUGUAACCUAUUUAUACCUCUAUGUAGCCUCACACCCUCUUCACAACUUACUUCAACAAAUCUUCGGCAAAUUUAACAACCAUAUCUUUGGUCUCGUCAUCCAAGUUAUUUAUAUAAAUUAUAAAAAGUUGAGUCUCCAGCAGCAACCCCUGUGGCACACCACUUAUUAAGUCUUGUCAUCCAGAAAAAGGCCUACUUACACCACCUCUCUCUAAUCGCCUCUCUAAUGCCUCCUACACCAUGAGAUUAAAAAAUAUAGCCGAGAAUUUGGGUCUUGCAGAGUCCAGUUCUAAUGUUGUUAUGUGGUACACAUUUGACUUUACCCAGAGUAGAUUGUAUGGAUCAUUUCCAGGUGAAAUCACAUUGGAUAUGAAAUUAGAACUUUUUUGUGCUUUUCAUGUUAGCGCAGCUAAAAAAUUCCCAGAAUCUGACAAACAUCCAACAUGUAAAACCUGCUUCCCAACACAAAUUGCAGCAAAAUGCAGCAACCUAUGGCCAGUGUGGCACAGUGUUGGUAGAACUAGGAACACAUUGCGCUCGUUUGUUGCUUUUCUCCCAAUCUGUAGGCACACUCUGCAGACAUUGGGUCACCUGACUGGGCCUUCAGAAGUGAUUUCCAGUGACCCAGAUACCUUCCAAAGACUUCACAGUGUGCACCAACAAACAAACCCUGCUUCUUCCUGCAUUUAGCUACUGAGAUAGACAUCCAAUAGUGACAAGGCUGGCAGUGCACCAUUACAGGAGAAACUGAACACAGAUUAGGUGAUCACUACACAGGGCACCUGCAUCCAGUCUACAUGAGCAAUCCUGAACUUCCAGUUGCCUGCAACUUUAAUUCUCCAUCCCAUUCCCACUGUGACCUAACUCCCUGUGGCACUGUUACCACAUGGCCAAAAGCAAGCUUGAGGAACAACUCCUCAUCUUUGUCUGGGCAUGUUGCAGCCUGCAGAACUAACUGUUAAAUUCUCCAGCUUUAGGUUUCUGACCAUUUCUAUCAGUCAUCCUUCUGUAAUUUUUGGCUCAGUUUGUCUCUUUCCAGUUGUACAGUCUGACUUGCUGCGUAUUGCCCCACAACCCUGGCACUAGCAAUUCAUCACACAGAAGCAUAAUCUGCCUCUGACUGCCACAUCAAUCCACCUGAUCUCACCAUAGAUUCAUGGAAUCAGAGUUAUGAGGCAUGGAAACUGGCCCUUCGGCCGAACUAGUCCAUGCCAUCCAAGAUGCCUAUCUACACUGUUCCCAUAUGCCUACAUUUGGCCCAUAUCCCUCUCAACCUUUCCUAUCCAGGUACCUGUCCAAACAUUUUUAAACAUUGUAAUUGUACCAUCUCUACCAUCUUCUCUGGCUGCUUGUUCCAUGUAGUCACCACCCUCUGUGUCUCAGACUUGUCCCUCAGAUCCCUUUUAAACCUUUCCCCUCUCACCUUAAACCUAUGCCUUCUAGUUCUAAGAAAAAGAUUGUAACUAUUCCCCCUCCCUAUGCUCCUCCUUAUUUUAUAAGCCUCUAUAAGGUCACCCCUCAACCUCUGUCUCUUUGGGGAAAACAGACCUAGCCUAUCCAAUCUCUCUUUAUAACUCAAGCCCUCCAUGCCUGGGCAACAUUCCUGUGAAUCUUUUCUGCACCCUCUCUCACAUAAUCAUAGCAUUCCUCUUGUGUGGUGGCCAGAACUGCUCAUGAUACUCCAAGUGUAGCCUAACCAACAAUUUGUACAACUGUAACAUGAUGUCCAAGCUUCAAAACUCAAUGCCUUGGCCAACGAAGGCAAACAUACCAUAUGCCUUCUUCACCACUCUCUCUAGCUGUGUUCCAGUUUUCAGUGAACUAUGUAUUUACACCCCAAGUUCCCUCUGUUCAACAACACUUCCAAGGGCCCUGUCAUCCAUUAUGUAGGUCCUGGCCUGCUUUAACUUCACAAAAUGCAUCACUUUGCACUUGCCUAAGUUAAAUUCCAUCAACUGUAACCUUGCCCACUUUCUCCCUUCAUCUCGGUCCUACUGUAACCUUAAACAACCAUCUUCCCUGUCUACCAUCCCACCAUUGUUGGUGUCAUCUGCAAACUUACAAAUCAUGCCACCGAAAUUCUCUUCCAAAUCAUUACUGUAUAUGAUGAACAACACAGGACCCAGCGCUGAUCUGUGUGGCAUGCCACUGCUUGCAGGUCUUCCCAACUUCCCAACCUGAUAAGUAACCCUCCACUACCACCUUCUACCAUCAAGUUUUUAUCUAAUUUGCUAUCUCCCCCUGGAUCCCAUGUAUUCUCAUCUUCUGGACCAGCCUACUAUGUGGCACCUUGUCAAAGGCCUUGCUAAUGUCCAUAUAGACAAGAUCUAAAAGUUUCCAUCCUUAGUUGCCAAUUGCACUUCACAAUGUUUCCUACCUGUGCUUAGUGAUGAUGGUGCACUGGAUGGACCCGGAGGUGUUCUGACCCACGCUUUUCCUGCUGGACCAAGAAUUGAAAGUGAUGCUCAUUUGUUGAGAAUGAAACUUGGAGAAAAGGAGCUGGUGGAAAAUGUUUUUCACUCUUAAUUGAAACUCGGUGAUCUACAUUUUUGAGUCCUUGCUAAUAGACAUCAUUUUUGCCUCUUGCUAGUACAUCCUGUAAAGUCAUAUGUUUUCUGCCCAGAGUGGGCCUGAAAUUUAGAUAAUUGGACAAACAUAUUGAAAGGUGAUCUUUUGUAAUUAUUGUUUGACAACAACCAGUCGGUAUUCCAAAGAAAUCAGAGAUUGUAAAAGCUGGAAGUUAAAAUGUGUAUUUUCAAAAUAAUGCAUAGUACAAUUGUACAAUUGAUUCA